AUGGACAAGGAGGCGCCCCCCCCAUACGUCUCGUCCACUUCACCCUCGUCCACCUCCCCCGCCGAGCCGGGUCCCAGCACCCGCUCCAGCUCCAGCUCGCCUCAAACUCCCGCCUCGCCCCCAGAGUACAGCGCCCAAAAGAGGCUGGUCCUCUGGUGCGCAGAAGGUGGGGGAAAGCAACCCCGCCGCGCCCGCGAUCUCACAGUUGACCUCGCCCCACCGACAGUGUUGAGAAAGUUUUCCCUCGACAACCAGAACAUUACACACCUCCGGCACGGUGACGAUGGGUGUAGUCUUACCCCGCGACCAUUGGGAUACAUCCUCACAGGCAAGGUCGAAAUGUGGAGUGCGACUCAGCGUACACAAGAGUAUCAUUGGGGUGGUAUGGCUUGCGAUCGAGCUAUGAAAUGGCGCCUUGUCGGGGCAACCGACGGUGCUCACAUCCGACGUGACCUCCACACCGUCGUGGACAUUGUUCCGCACCAGCGGAUACACUCAUCCCGAGUUCUGGCAGGGGCGCGUGAGGUGCGCACCGGCAAACCCGACCGGGAUUUGCGCGCUGCCCUCACCGCCCAAGGUGGUGUAGCCGUCUGGAAUGUAACCUCGGCUGCCUAUCUCGCAGGUGAAGAGGACACGUACCUGUCCUGUUUGCCUGGAUUGGAUCCAGAGGCAGAACCCUCCUUCAAGAUUCUGGACAAAACAGAAGAAGGGAUGCACUGGGCCCGUUGGGCGACAGCAGAGGUCGGCGGAGGUACAGCCACACGACAAAAACGACAUGCUCGGAACGUACUCGAUUUUGACGUUGGCAGCAUCGUGGUUGCAUUGAAAGAGGGAGGAGAAGUGUGGCUUUGUAUUGUCGACCGGCCAGAUAAUAUCCGAGUCGUUGCCCGAGCUGACCUCGUCGGCAUCUAUCGUCUCGCCUCCGACGACGACGACGAGCCAACUUACAACCAGCCCGUCGCAUACGUCGUCGACCUACGAGCUGGCGUGCGCGUGUACCCCAUCCAGAGUGGCGGAGAGGGCAUGCCAUUUGCCCAGUUAUCACUGCAACCCCUUGUCGAUGGGUACCAGGCGGCCGCGCGCACGCCGUCCGGUGAGGUGCACGCGUGGAUGCGGGGUACUUGCCCCAGUACCAGUCCCAGUAGCGGCAAUCCCUCGGCGUUGUGGGCCCCUCGAACACCUUCACCGACGCAACCGAGUGGAUCACGACUGGCGUCCCACGACUCACAGCCGUCGACGCGCAGUAGCCCGGAAGUUGGCUUGGGAGCGAGGUCCGAGACCAACCCCAACCAGCUUGACGUGACUAUCUGUGCAACUCAGGUGACGGAACUGGUCGAGCUGCCGCAUACGCGUGAUGGCCAACUGUUUCCCGUGUCAGUAGGGGUGGGGUGUGCCCUGUGCGUGAGCAUGGAGUUGGACGAGUUGGGCGACUCGAGCAAGAAGCGGCGGGGCCUGGGAAUCAUGGGACUGGGGCUGCUGGGCAAAGGCAAGGGCAAGAAGGCGGGGUAG
Cutaneotrichosporon cavernicola is the source of this 1509-nucleotide messenger RNA. RefSeq lists its product as uncharacterized. The coding region runs from base 1 to 1509 and encodes 502 amino acids. The transcript has 3 exons. The record is from RefSeq and is a predicted model, not a curated record. NCBI's taxonomy places the organism in Eukaryota, Fungi, Basidiomycota, Tremellomycetes, Trichosporonales, Trichosporonaceae.